This is a messenger RNA of Ostreococcus tauri, 2175 nucleotides long. Its product is annotated as Anaphase-promoting complex subunit 4 long domain. The coding region runs from base 1 to 2175 and encodes 724 amino acids. Gene Ontology annotation, cellular component: anaphase-promoting complex; nuclear periphery. Gene Ontology annotation, biological process: positive regulation of mitotic metaphase/anaphase transition; anaphase-promoting complex-dependent catabolic process; protein K11-linked ubiquitination. The transcript has a single exon. NCBI's taxonomy places the organism in Eukaryota, Viridiplantae, Chlorophyta, Mamiellophyceae, Mamiellales, Bathycoccaceae. The record is from RefSeq and is a predicted model, not a curated record.
AUGCGCGCGCGCGCGUUCGCCCUCGCGCGAGACGCGAGAGUGAGCGCUCACCCAUCCAUCAUAGCCCUAUCGCCCGCGAUGGACGUCGUCGUCAUCGCUGACCGCGCGACCGGAACGCUCUUCGCUCAUCGUUUGGAUUGGGCGAAACUCUGGACGUGUGCGCUCGAUCGCGAGUUGGGCGAACCACUCUGCGCGGCGUUUCGCGGCGAUGGGAAGGUGCUCGCGAUCGGAUACGGACGAGGCGUCGUGACGAUCCACGCGACGGAGGACGGACGGGAGUUGAGACGAAGAGGACGAAGCGAGCGAGCGGUAGGAAUCGACGAGACGAUGAAUGUGGGCGAUUCGGGUGACCGUGAUGGAAAAGGAAUCACGGCGAUGGUGUGGGCGGAGACUUCGCGAGCGGUGCUCGAUGGAUCGAUGGGUGGAGUGCGUGGUGGACUGGCGACGCGUGAAGGCAGGUCGGACGGCGGUGGCGUGCAGAGCGGAUCCAAAGCGGAGAGCGGCGAAGUUGGAUGCCUGGUCGAUUACUUCGAAAACACCGGGAAGUUGAGCACGAUUGUUUUAGCACGCGAAGACGGGACGCUGGCGAUGGACGUGUUCGGGAUGUUUCGAACAGGGACGUGGCGCGCAGCGAGCGGGAGCAGAAGCGCGGUGGGACUUGCGGUGAGGGAUGAUCUCGGGUUCGUGGACGCGGUGAUGCGCGAUGGUUCGAGUGGAUCGGUGUCGUUCACGCGAUUAGAUGCUUCGUACGUCGCGACGCAUGCACGGGAGGUGUAUUUGAUGGCAACACACGCGUCGCACGUGACGACGAUGUUAGAAGAGGCGAAAACCAUCCUUGAUCGAGCCGCGUCGAAGUAUUCGUCGGGGUAUCGCAAGCCGUUUUGCGCGAAAUUCAACGAGUUCACGCAGUCACUGGACAUGAUCGAAAUGGGCUCGUCGUCCAUGGACGCCCGUGGUGAACUGAAAGAGCGGCUCGCACAGGUGUUGAUGUGCGAGACGUUCGACGAGGCCUUGGAGCACUUCUUCAUGACAAAUUUCAAGUCUGGAUUGGUGAAGCGUAUGGCAAAAGAAUGUGAUACGGCGCUCACGAACGCGCACGAUGGUCUCAUCGCGACCUUGUCCCCGUUGAUCGACGGUAUCAUGUUACAAUUAAGAUCCAUUCGCGGCUUGGCUCGACUCGCGUUUGGUUCAGAAGGGAUUGGGAUCAGCGAGUCGAAGGUCGACGACUUGAUGAAGAUGUGCGAACGACUCGCGUUUGUCGUCGUCGAUGUCACACGCCUGAUUACGGAUCGAGCGAUGCAGCUUCGCGCGUUCUUCGUGUGCAUCAUUCGUUCCCAAAUCAUCGCGGAUGGCGGCGACGGGCACGGAGCGCAACUCCCUGCACCACGAUUAGAUUUGGCUCGCAAGUUUUUGGACGUGGCGUUCGAAGAUAAGCGUGGCAUGUCGAUGGACUAUCUGGACCAUGCGCUCGCUCCACGAACAGAUCACGUUCUGAAGAGCUCACUUGAAUUCUUACGAGCCUCGCAGUCUCGUACAGAAGCCGUCAGCUACAUGUCAGAUGUGAGCAUGUCCGAGGUGGUGCCUCUCCGAGAGAUGCUCGAUUACAUCAUCGAGUACGCGAACGACAUCAUAAGUGCACCGUGCGCGUUGGUGAGCGAAAAGUGCGUCUGGAUGCACGCGGGUGACGUGACCGAUGGCGCCAUGUUGUCUAUUUUCUCGAACGCUCAAACAGUCGGAGCGCAUCGAGAUAGCUUUCACGUGGAUGACCUGCGGGAUCGCGUUCACCUCUAUCGUGCUUUCGAUGGAAGUUGCAUUCGAUCUGCGACGUUGACGACUCCGAAUGAGUUGGUCGUACACGUUUGCGCGUACAAGGGCGGCUCGAUCGUGCUCCUACUCAAGCCCAAGGAUUCCGCCGCCGGCGUAAAGGCUCGACUCGUCCUUCUCGAAGAAGACGCCCUGGAUGGGAUUCCGCGCGAUGGCACGAACGUGGACAUUAACUCUAUAUCCAGUCGCGAGCGUGCGCUCCCAUGCGUCGAACCGUUCGCACCUCUGGCGGUAUCCGUAAAUAGAGGCCUCUGCGCGGUGCUAGUCACCCCGACUCGCCUACAAGUGUACGACCUCGAGGACGACGAUGACGACGACUGCGAUGACGACCAUGACGACAACGACGCAUAA